This is a messenger RNA of Enterobius vermicularis (human pinworm), 1773 nucleotides long. The record is from the annotation of a GenBank genome assembly. Lineage: Eukaryota; Metazoa; Nematoda; Chromadorea; Rhabditida; Oxyuridae.
AUGGCAAGACGAAACAAACGGCACAAUAUCUUAGAUUUCCACCCUUCACUGGCAGCAGAAAAAUGGGAUGUUAUUAUCAUUGGAAGCGGAAUUUCUGGUCUUACGACAGCAGAAUUACUAGCAGCGUCCGGCAAGAGAGUACUGGUCUUAGAACAACACGACCGAGCUGGUGGAGCAUGCCAUAAUUUUGAACUGGAGAAGUAUGAGUUUGACGUAGGAGUGCAUUAUGUCUCACAAAUGAAACCAGGAACAGAUAUCUUUCAUAUUUGUGCAGCGGUCAGUGAUUCUCAGGUAAAAUGGAAAGAAAUCCCAGACCCUCUUGAUACAAUAAUUAUUGGCCAAAAGAGAUACCCUCGAAGUAAAGGAGGUCUUGAGAGUUUUCGUAAACAACUCUGUGAAAUGUUUCCACCAGAAAGUGAUAAUAUUGAUGCAUAUUUUAAAUAUAUGUAUGCAUGUUUAAAAGAAGUCCCAUGGAUCUUCAGAGCGAAAUUCGCACCUGUGCCCAUUGUGAGAUUCCUCCUUAAAACUGGGCUCUUUAGCGUAUUUUCUAAUAUUUUCAAAAAUAUGAAACGAACACUGCUUGAGGUUAUGGAAGAGUAUGAGCUGACUCCUGACUUACAGACAGUAAUCAGCUACUACUUCGUAAACUACGCUGCACCACCGAAUAGAGCUUCGUUCCUUCAACAUUCCCUUUUCUUCCUCGAAAACGGAUUUUAUCCAGUUGGUGGCUCUAAUUCACUCACUUCUAAUAUCAUUCGCUCCAUAGAGAAACUAGGUGGGAGAGUCUUGGUUAAGGCUAAUGUGAAACGCAUUUCUAUUAAAAAUGAUAAGGUUGAUGGCGUUUUCGUUGAGCGUAGAGGAGAAGAGAGUUUCAUUCCUGCGCCAAUGGUCGUAUCGACAGCUGCGUUAACUCAUGUUUUUAAAGAUCUUAUACCAAAAACAGUUGCACAAAAGCAUAGUGAUUUUUUGUUGAUUCUGACUGUUGAAUUAAAAUCUAAAUUAUUGAUUUAUCAAAUGGCUGAUAAAUUGAACAAAUCAGAAACGAUUAAAGUCGGGGCUUUCCAAGCAUACAUUGGGCUCGAUGGGUCUCAAGAAGAUUUGCAGUUGCCAUCAAACAACUAUUUUUGGUUCAAAACUUCUGAUGUAAAUGAGUUUGAUAAAUAUUUAAGUCUUUCACCAGAAGAAGCAGUUGAUUACGGUUGCCCUCCUAUUAUUUACAUUUGUUUUCCGUCUGCUAAGGACCCCGAUUGGCAUAAGAGACAUCCAGGAGUCUCAACAUGCCAAAUAAUAACUCAAGUAAACCCAUCGUGGUUUGAAGAGUAUAUGGAUAAGAGUGGUAAAAGAACUCAGAAGAGGAUGAAUAAAGAAGACUAUACGCGACUGAAAGAAAUGAUUGGGAAUACUUUAAUAGACUGCUUAAUCAAAAAUUUUCCCGACAUUUCAAACAGAAUUGCAUACAUAAACUACUCGUCUCCGCUAACUCAACAGUAUUACAUGCAAAACAAUCAUGGAGAAUUAUACUCGCUAACCCAACAAGUGGAAAGAUUUUUACCUGAUGUGUGGUCGGAACUGAGGUGCAAGACAGACAUUCGUGGACUGUAUUUUUCAGGACAGGAUGUCUUUUUCUGUGGAGUCAGCAGCGCUUACAUGAACGGUCUUCUCACAGCGAGCACUAUUCUGGGAGUUGACCUACGGAAGCAGUUGCGGGAAGCAGUAAAGAAGCAACAAAAUUAUGGGACUUCUGAGUCGACUGAAGUUAAAGAGAAUAAAUAG